Parathielavia appendiculata is the source of this 558-nucleotide messenger RNA. RefSeq names its product RNA-binding domain-containing protein. The coding region runs from base 1 to 558 and encodes 185 amino acids. Gene Ontology annotation, cellular component: nucleus; exon-exon junction complex; cytoplasm. Gene Ontology annotation, molecular function: mRNA binding. The record is from RefSeq and is a predicted model, not a curated record. The transcript is spliced from 3 exons. Lineage: Eukaryota; Fungi; Ascomycota; Sordariomycetes; Sordariales; Chaetomiaceae. Gene Ontology annotation, biological process: RNA splicing.
AUGGCCUCGGACGAGAUGGAACUCGACGACCCGGUGCAGCAAGGAGGGCCCACCGACGCUUCUUUCUCCUCCAACAACGACAACAACAUCAGCUCGGCCAAGCUGGCCGCCAUGCAGACGCACACCAAGGCGACGGCCGUGCGCUCUAUCGAAGGGUGGAUUGUCAUGGUGACCAACGUGCACGAGGAGGCCGACGAGGAGGCCAUCCACGACAAGUUUGGCGAGUUUGGCGAGAUCCGCAACGUGCAUCUGAAUCUGGAUCGGAGAACGGGGUAUGUCAAGGGCUACGCGCUGAUCGAGUACACGACCCUCGAAGAGGCGCGCGCAGCCAUCGACGGCGCGCAUAACACGCAGCUGCUUGACCAGACGGUGCAAGUGGACUUUGCCUUUGUGCGGCCGCCUCCGGAUAUGACGUGCGCUGCGACGACGAUUACGACCACUCCACGCGGGAGUCUGUCGCGAGAAACAGAGGCCGAGCCGCUCACACGAGAUGUAUUACAGAAACCCAGCCGAUGUGUCGGAGACAGGGAGACCAGACACGUCGGCAUCUUGCCAUAA